Molecule: messenger RNA, 5877 nt
Organism: Carcharodon carcharias (great white shark)
Lineage: Eukaryota; Metazoa; Chordata; Chondrichthyes; Lamniformes; Lamnidae
Gene: lamb4
Product: laminin, beta 4
Exons: 35
Coding region: 155-5572 (1805 amino acids)
Biological process (GO): basement membrane assembly; cell migration; substrate adhesion-dependent cell spreading
Cellular component (GO): laminin trimer
Source: RefSeq, a predicted model, not a curated record
AUCUCCCUGAUUAAGCCAUACGCUUUACAAGAGGACGGGAAAGUCAAAAAAAACUAUUGCCGUUCCUGAUCCUACACAAAGAGAUGAGGCUACAGGUUGUCACAUUUCUUGACACUGCACUUACGUCCUGAUUAAGAAUUGUCCUAUCGUGGGAAUGAACUGGAUAUGUAUUUUGUUUUAUCCUAAACUAUAUUAUGCAGUUACAGUAUUGAUAAAUGUUGCCUACGCUCAAGAGGAUUGCAAUGCUGGGUCUUGUCACCCGCCUCUUGGAGACCUGCUUGUGGGCCGCAGCAGCCAGCUAUCUGCUUCCUCAACCUGUGGUUUGAAUGGACCUCAAACAUAUUGCAUCCUAGGUCACUUACAGGAUGAACAAAAGUGUUUUAUUUGUGAUUCAAGAUUACCUUACAACUAUAUCAGUUCUACCAACAGCCACCUAAUUGAAAAUGUUAUCACAGCUUUUGAGCCAGAUCGGAAAAGGAAAUGGUGGCAGUCAAAAAAUGGUGUGCACCAAGUCAGCAUUCAACUGGAUUUGGAAACACUUUUUCAAUUUAGUCAUCUUAUUCUUUCCUUCAAGACUUUCCGUCCAGCUGCAAUGUUAGUAGAGAGAUCAUCAGAUUAUGGUCAAACAUGGAGAAUGAUGCGAUACUUUGCAUAUGAUUGUGCACACUCCUUCCCAAAUAUUCACGCUGGACCUGCACAGAGAGUGGGUGAUGUAAUAUGUGAUUCAAAAUACUCUGACCUUGAACCUUCUACAGGUGGAGAGGUUGUUCUGAAAGCACUGGACCCACAUUUCCAAAUCCAUGACCCAUACAGCUAUGAGAUACGAGAGCUUACAACAUUUACCAAUCUACGGAUAAAUUUCACUCAACUUCACACACUUGGAGAUACACGGUUGCGGAGAAGGCAGACCAGAGCUAAUGAAAAGUAUUAUUACGCUCUGUAUGAAAUGGUUGUUCGAGGGAGCUGCUUUUGCUAUGGGCAUGCCAGCCAGUGUAUACCUAUUGAUAAUAUUAGAGGUGAUGUAUUCAGCCAGCAAGGAAUGGUGCAAGGACAAUGUGUCUGUCAGCACAAUACAGAAGGUGUAAACUGUGAAAGGUGUAAGGACUUGUACAAUGAUUCACCGUGGCAACCAGCGAUAGGAACAGAGAGAGACAAAUGUAGAAGAUGCAACUGCAAUGGACACUCUGAAAAAUGCCAUUUUGACCUGGCAGUGUAUUUGGCCAGCGGAGAGGUCAGUGGUGGGGUUUGUGAGGAAUGUCAACACAAUACAAUGGGUCAAAACUGUGACCAGUGCAAGCCCUUCUUCUACCAGGAUCCCAGGAGAAUGAUUUCUGACCCAUUUGCAUGUGUCCCCUGUAACUGUGAUCUCAACGGCUCACUGAACAAUGGAAUGUGUGAAAGUCACUCAGACUCGAGCCUCCGUACAGUUGCUGGCCACUGCAUUUGUAAGAGAAAUGUUGAAGGGACAAGAUGUGAUCAGUGCAAGUCUGGCUACUUUGGACUAAGCGCUGUUAAUACUGAAGGGUGUGAAGGUUGCCGAUGUGAUUCACGUGGCAGUGUGUCAGCGCAACCUGCUUGUGACCCAGUCACUGGGGAGUGCCACUGUCACCGAUAUGUGACUGGGAAAAGCUGUGAGCAGUGUCUGCUGAACCACUGGGGCCUUGGAACCAGUAUCUAUGGUUGUUCCCCCUGUGAUUGUGACAUUGGAGGGGCCUAUGAUAAUCUUUGUUCCUUGCAUAAUGGACAGUGUCGUUGUCUACCCAACAUUAUCAGCCGCCAGUGUAAUGAACCAGCUCCAGGUUACUUCUUUGCUCCACUGGAUUACUAUUUGUACGAAGCUGAACUUGCAGUGCAACUAGGGAAUAGUGGUUCUUUGGUAAGGCCUACAUCGUUGCCAUCAUGUGAUGACUAUUUACGAAGGCGAGGCUACAACUUUAGAGUGGAGCAUGGUAGACUGAUACUUAACAGGAUUGCUAAACAUCAUAUGCGACGUCAAAGGAAGAGGCAAAAUGUGAAUCCAGAAUCUCAAGUACAGAUUGUUUCCAGAGAACAUACUCCUGAUAGACCCGCAACUUGGACAGGUCUGGGGUUUGCUCGUGUCCCCCAUGGAAUGGGACUGCAAUUCAUUAUUGACAACAUUCCAUACCUGAUGGAUUUCACAGCUGCCAUUCGCUAUGAAUCAGAGUCAACGGAUGAUUGGAUGGCCAGCGUUCGAGUUCAGCCAACAAAUCAACCGAGGGAUAGCCAGUGUCGAAAUAACUUGCCCUCACGUGAAGCUUAUACAUUUGCUAUGCCAGCCACUACCAGGAUUGCAAUCCUUAACACCCCACUAUGCCUGGAGCCUCAAGUACGGUAUAUUGUGGAGAUUUACUUCAAUCCAUCUCCUACUCCAAACAGUCAGCCCAGCAGUCACAUCUUGAUUGAUUCUCUGGGUCUGAUUCCAAGGAUUAACUCUCUGGAAGAUUUCAAUAGUGAAGCAGAUUUGGAUGAGUACAGACGAUAUCAAUGCAUUGAUGUUGCCUAUCAAGUGGGACCUCAGACUUUACCGGAAGUAUGUGAGAGACUGAUAGCCAGCAUGUCUGCUCGGAUCCACAAUGGAGCUGUCCCCUGCUGCUGUAAUUCUCAGGGGUCAAUCAGUCCCAUCUGCAGCAAGUUUGGUGGUCAGUGCCAGUGUAAGCCUGGUGUGAUUGGGCGAUGCUGUGACUUCUGCGCACCUGGAUUUUAUGGAUUUGGUCCCGAUGGCUGCUCACCCUGUUACUGUGACCGUCAAGGAUCCAUUGAUUCAAUCUGCGAUCAGAGAACUGGACAAUGCCGUUGCCGCAGAAAUAUCGUUGACCGUGCCUGUGAUCGCUGUCAGCCUGGGUACUAUGGAUUCCCUACCUGUCGGCCAUGUCAGUGUAAUGGUUAUUCAAAGCACUGUGACCCUCAAACAGGAGCCUGUCAGAAAUGUAGAGCAUUUACCACUGGAAAUAACUGCGAACGCUGUAGUGAAGGUUACUUUGGGAAUCCAAUUUUAAAUGAACGUUGUCAACCAUGUCAGUGUCCUGACAUCCCAAACAGUGGACGCUAUUUUGCUUAUUCUUGUUAUGAAGAUCCUAGAACUGUACAACUGGUUUGUACCUGCCUUGAAGGCCAUACAGGAAUUCACUGUGAGAGAUGUUCCCCUGGAUUCUACGGCAUUCGGACAGGGAUUGGAGAUCGCUGUUUGCCUUGUAGCUGUAAUAAUAACAUAGACAGGAGAGAUCCAGGGUCUUGUGACCAGCAGACAGGAGAGUGUUUGAAAUGCCUGUAUAACACCUAUGGAUCGAACUGCCAGUUCUGCAAGCCAGGAUACCAUGGAUCUGCUGUGAACAAGGAUUGCAGAAAAUGUUCUUGCAAUGGCAUUGGAGUUGACGCAGGACAUUGUCUUCCUGAUGCCGUAUGUUUGUGUGAUCAAGCAACUGGUCAGUGUCCAUGUUUACUAAAUGUGGUUGGGAGCAACUGCAACAAAUGUGCUCCGGGCUUCUGGAACCUGCUCAGUGGAAGAGGAUGUGAACCUUGCUAUUGUGACCCUCGGAACUCCGCUAGCACGCAAUGUGACGAGUUUACUGGACAAUGUCAGUGCAAGGACAGCUAUGGUGGAAAAACAUGUUCCGAAUGUCAGGAUAAUUAUUAUGGAGAUCCAAGGGGGCAGUGCAACUCCUGUAACUGCAAAUUUGGAGGAACAGAAAAUCCUGCGUGUAACAAGACGACAGGCACUUGUAACUGCCGUGAAGGUGUAACAGGGCAGCAUUGCAACAAAUGUGCCUGGGGUUACUGCAAGGAGUUUCCAAAAUGCACACCGUGUCAUCCUUGCUUUAAACUGCUGGAUGAAGAGAUCUGUGCACUCAUCCCAGCAAUUGAAAGCCUGUUCAACAAGACCAACUCUGUGCCUGGAGUAAAACUGGGGCCUUCCUUUGAAUGGUUUAAAAAGCUAGAAAAGAAAAUUGCUGCGCUUGCCAAAAUUCUGAAUGACUCAGUUAUUUCCUCUGACGCAUUUGAAAGGACAAAGGAUUAUUUUGUAAAGAUCAGUGAAACCAAAAUGCAGAUUGAUCCAAAUGUGAAUAUUUCAAAUGGCACCAAAGUGCUUAAUAGAGACAUUGAUGAUCUUAAUAAGGAAGUUGAUAAGCUCAUUCAGGAUGUGAGUAGAUUCAGAAAGAACUCUAGAGUGAAAGCCAACAUAAAUGGUAGCUUUGAAGAUAUUGAAACAUACUACCAGAAUUCAGAAGCCUCACAGCAAAAAGUGAAUGAUUCAGAAGUGCUGCUGAACAACUCAAAAAUAACAAGAGAAAAGGCAGCCACCUUGUUAGACAAAGCAAUGUUGAUUGAUAGAAAUAGGAUUCAUGCAUUGAAGAACAAGACUAAGCUAUUGGAUUUGCAUACUAUGAAUAAUGAGAUUUGUGGAGCACAAGGGAAUUUAUCCUGUGAUGAAGAUCGAUGUGGAGGAGCUUUAUGUCAUGACAGGUUUGGAAAUCAAAUAUGUGGUGCCCCAAACUGUACUGGAGCUCUGUCAGAGGCAAAGUCUGCAAGAACCCAAGCUGAUGAAACAAUGGACCAGAUGAACCGUCUCUUAGAAAAAUUACAGAACACAAUAAGCAUGAUUGAUUCCCUCAGAAACAUGACACAGGAAACCAAGGAAAAGGCAACCAAAUUAUCCAAUAGGGUAACUAAGACUAAGGAUGAACUUGAAAAGGAAAAGCAAGAAAGCAAAGCCAUCAUCAGUAAAGUGAAAGAGUUUCUCACAGCGGACAGCGUUUCUUCCGAAGAUCUUGAAAAAAUUGCAAACCACGUUCUUUCCAUCAAAUUACCCAUUACGCCCGAGGAAGUGAGGAAGAAAAACAAACAAAUUCAAGACAUCCUUUCCAAAAUUAAUGACAUAGAUAAAGAAGUGGAAAGACUGAACAACCGCUCUGAAGAAGCAAAGACGCUUUUGAAACGUGCAAUGAAAGCAGAGAAAGCGGCCCAAGAGAUCCCAAGCCCAAAGGAACUACAGAAAGAUCUGGACAAAGUUAAAGCGGUCCAAAAACAUGUCACAGACAUGAUGAAGACAAUCUUUGAUUACCUAAAUAAUUUUCAGACUAAGAUUUCACAGGUUAAUGAGAAAACCAAGUCAAUUUCUGACAAUCUCAUGCAUUUAAUGAACAAACUAACAAUGUUACAAAAUGAAUUUGAAGAAUUGGAAAACAAGACCAUUAACAACAAGAUUGUGACUAAAAAGGCAAUGAAGAAAGCAAGUGAAGCAAAGAAUCUUGCUGAGGAAGCUGAACAAGAAUUUCAAAAAAUGAAUGAAACUUAUGUAAAAUUAAGCAAAAUAAAUGUACAAGAUAUUCCAACUGAUGGAAAACAAAACGCAGAACAAUUACAACAACAGGCUGCUGAUCUGGCCAAAGACCUGGAAGAAAAACUGAGAAGAAUUACAGACCUGGAGAAGAAAUUACAAGAUGGAAAUAAGAAAAUAAAGGCGAAGACAGAUUAUUUGUCUGACCUUGAAAAAAAUGUGACCAGCAUUAAAAAGGAAAUUGACAACAAGGUCAGUUUCUACAAUGAUUGUUAACCAUUGUAAACUCCAGUCCUGUACCUUAAUAUUAUCACUUAUUUUUUGUAACUUUUAAAAUUAAAAUUUUACGUAAUAUCGUUUAUAAUUUUUUUUAAAUGCCAACAUUAAUGUGGAAGAGUGAUACUUUGUAAAGGUGCUUUUAUGUUUUGUUAUGCACAAUGAAAUCACCUUAGCAACAUGACACUAAUUUUUAUAUAAAUUGAACUUAUGUAUGUUGACUCCUUGAUGAUUCAUUCAAAAUGACUAUUGUUUGCAUUUUGCAAAGCUGCAAAUUGUAAUAAAAGCAAUGAUUUUGACCACAA